Geosmithia morbida is the source of this 3549-nucleotide messenger RNA. RefSeq lists its product as uncharacterized. Gene Ontology annotation, cellular component: membrane. Gene Ontology annotation, molecular function: P-type divalent copper transporter activity; copper ion binding; ATP hydrolysis activity. Bases 1 to 3549 code for a protein of 1182 amino acids. The record is from RefSeq and is a predicted model, not a curated record. NCBI's taxonomy places the organism in Eukaryota, Fungi, Ascomycota, Sordariomycetes, Hypocreales, Bionectriaceae. Gene Ontology annotation, biological process: copper ion homeostasis; monoatomic cation transport. The transcript is spliced from 2 exons.
AUGUCGUCCGCUAGCAGGGGCGUACAUCUGGCUACCACGAUUCUGCGUGUCGAAGGCAUGACAUGUGGAGCGUGUACCUCGGCCGUUGAAGCUGGCUUCAAGGCCGUCGAGGGCGUCAGCAGCGUGUCUGUCAAUCUCAUCUUAGAGAGAGCAGUCAUCAUACACAAUCCCGACACAAUAUCGCCAGGAGAGAUUCGAGACAUUAUCGAAGACCGCGGUUUCGACGCAACCGUCCUCUCGACAGACAUGCCGACCACUACGACCGCCGACGAGGGCCACAACGAGGACACCGUCACCACCACCAUCGCCGUCGAGGGAAUGACUUGCGGCGCGUGCACCUCGGCCGUCGAGAGCGGCUUCAAGGGAAUCCCCGGCGUCAAGACCUUCAGCAUUUCCCUCCUGUCCGAGCGUGUCGUCAUCGAACACGACCCAGACCUGCUCACGGCUGCCCAGAUCGCCGAGACCAUCGAAGACCGCGGCUUCGGCGCCGAGAUUGUCGACAGUAGCCCGACCGCGGCUGCUUCCCCGACGAACAAGGCCGAAGCCGCUCCCUCGAGCAACAUUGCCAACACGACAGUCGCCAUCGAGGGUAUGACGUGCGGCGCGUGUACCUCUGCCGUCGAGAGCGGCUUCAAGGGCCUCGACGGCGUCCUCAAGUUCAACAUCAGCCUGCUGGCGGAGCGCGCCGUCAUCACCCACGACGUGACAAAGCUUUCUCCCGAGCAGAUUGCCGAGACGAUUGACGAUCGUGGCUUCGACGCCACCGUCCUGUCUACACAGUUCGAGGCGGCGCAAUCCGCCGGCAGCGCAUCAGCCGAGGCGGCGACGACGGCCCAGCUCAAGAUCUACGGGUGCUCUGAUGCGGCCAUGGCGUCGGCCGUCGAGGACUCGCUGAACAGCCUGCCCGGCGUCAGCUCCGCCUCCAUCAGCCUAGCUACGGACCGGCUGACGGUGAAGCACGAUCCCCGUGUCACCGGCCUGCGCGUCAUUGUCGAGACGGUCGAGGCCCAGGGGCUCAAUGCCCUCGUGGCUGACAGCCAGGACAACAACGCUCAGCUGCAGUCGCUGGCCAAGACGCGCGAGAUCAACGAGUGGCGCCUCGCCUUCCGGACCAGCUUGGCCUUUGCCAUCCCCGUCUUCGUCAUCGGCAUGAUCCUACCCAUGUGUAUCCCCGCCCUCGACUUUGGCAGAUUCGAGCUGAUUCCCGGCCUCUUUGUCGGCGACGUCGCCUGUCUCGUCCUCGCCCUGCCCGUCCAGUUUGGCAUCGGCAGGCGCUUCUACGUUUCGGCCUACAAAUCCAUCAAGCACCGCUCGCCCACCAUGGACGUGCUCGUCAUCCUCGGCACCUCGUGCGCCUUCUUCUUCAGCGUUCUCGUCAUGGUCGUGGCGGUGCUCAUCCCUCCCCACGCCCGGCCCCACACCAUCUUUGACACGAGCACCAUGCUCAUCACCUUUAUUUCUCUCGGUCGCUAUCUCGAGAACUCGGCCAAGGGCCAGACCUCCAAAGCGCUGUCGCGCCUCAUGUCCCUGGCUCCUUCCAUGGCCACCAUCUACGCCGAUCCGAUCGCGGCCGAGAAGGCGGCUGAGGCUUAUGCCUCAGGCCGUGGUGACGGGGACGGCAAGCAAGGUGCUUCCUCGUCAUCUUCGUCGUCUGCCUACGAGGAAAAGACUGUGCCUACGGAGCUACUGCAGGUCGGCGACAUUGUCGUGAUCAAGCCUGGCGACAAGAUCCCGGCCGACGGCACGCUUCUGCGCGGCCAGACGUACGUGGACGAGAGCAUGGUGACGGGUGAGGCCAUGCCGGUGCAGAAGCGCGUCGGCUCAAGCGUGAUAGGAGGCACCGUCAACGGCGACGGACGUGUAGACUUCCGGGUAACACGUGCGGGCCGCGACACGCAGCUCAGCCAGAUUGUGCGGCUCGUGCAGGACGCUCAGACUACGCGUGCGCCGAUCCAAGCCUUGGCCGACACGCUGGCUGGCUACUUCGUCCCCGUGAUCCUGGGCUUGGGACUGGCGACGUUUCUGUGCUGGAUGGUGCUGAGCCACGUGCUGCCGAACCCGCCCAAGGUCUUCACCUCGGAGGAGGGCGGUGGUAAGAUCAUGGUGUGCGUCAAGCUGUGUAUCUCGGUCAUCGUGUUCGCCUGCCCGUGCGCCCUGGGCCUGGCCACGCCCACGGCCGUCAUGGUGGGCACCGGCGUCGGGGCCGAGCAGGGAAUCCUGAUCAAGGGCGGCGCCGCGCUGGAGCGCACCACCAAGGUCACGCAGGUGGUGCUCGACAAGACGGGCACCAUCACCUACGGAAAGAUGAAGGUGGCCCGCGUUGGCCUGGAGCCCGGCUGGAAAGGGGCCGAGUGGCGCAGGCGGCUCUGGUGGAACAUUGUCGGCCUGGCCGAGAUGGGCAGCGAGCACCCGGUCGGCAGGGCGGUCCUGGCCGCGGCCAAGGAAGAGCUCGACGUCGACGCAGAGACUGGCACGCUGGGCGGCAGCGUCGGCGAGUUCCAGGCCGCCGUCGGUCGUGGUAUCGACGCCGAGGUGGAGCCCCCCUCCUCUGCGUCGGCGGCGUCGAGGAGCGGCGGCGGCGGCGAGCGCAGGCGAUACAAGGUGCUAGCCGGCAACGCGCGACUGCUGCGCAGCCAGGGUAUCGAGGUGCCGUCGGUCGAUGCCCUCUCGGACGUCUCGGACGGCAGUGCCGGCGACGGCGACGGCGACAGCAAGAAAGACAAGCUGGUCAACAGCGGCAUGACGACCAUCUAUGUGGCCAUCGACGGCGUGUAUGCCGGCCACCUCGGCCUCGCCGACACCAUCAAGGAGAGCGCGGCAGCGACCAUGUCGGUGCUGGAGCGCAUGGGCAUCAAGACGGCGCUGGUGACGGGCGACGAGCGCGGCGCCGCCCUACGCGUGGCGGCGGCGAUCGGCAUCCCGGCCGAGUGCGUGCACGCCGGGGUGACGCCGGACCAGAAGCAGGGCAUCAUCCUUGAGCUCCAGGCCAGGGGCGAGGUGGUGGCCAUGGUAGGUGACGGCAUCAACGACUCGCCCGGCCUGGCAACGGCCGACGUCGGCAUGGCCAUGGCGUCGGGGACAGACGUGGCCAUGGAGGCAGCGGACGUGGUGCUCAUGCGGCCCACGGAGCUCAUGGACGUGGCGGCGGCGCUGCACCUGACGCGCACCAUCUUCCGGCGCAUCAAGCUCAACCUGGGCUGGGCAUGCAUGUACAACGCCCUCGGCCUCCCGAUCGCCAUGGGCUUCUUCCUUCCGCUGGGGGUCCACAUGCACCCUAUGCUGGCGGGUUUCGCCAUGGCGUGCAGCAGCGUCAGCGUCGUGGUGAGCAGCCUGCUCCUCAAGACAUGGAGGCGUCCAGCCUGGAUGGACGACGAGAUGGAGGCCUCGAAGGGCAGGGCCGGUGCACCCCGCCGCGAGAGCGGAGGUGCUACCGGCGCCGUCAACCUGGUUGUCGAGUGGGUGCGUGAUGCUGUGGGCAGAUUCACCGGUCGCGUCGGUGCUCCCAAGGAUGAGGGAUAUGUCCCUCUGCAGAAUAUAGAGCAUGUAUGA